This is a messenger RNA of Perkinsus marinus ATCC 50983, 417 nucleotides long. Its product is annotated as arginine/serine-rich splicing factor, putative. Bases 1 to 417 code for a protein of 138 amino acids. Gene Ontology annotation, molecular function: mRNA binding. Gene Ontology annotation, cellular component: nucleus; cytoplasm; ribonucleoprotein complex. The record is from RefSeq and is a predicted model, not a curated record. NCBI's taxonomy places the organism in Eukaryota, Perkinsozoa, Perkinsida, Perkinsidae. The transcript is spliced from 5 exons.
AUGAUUCCCGUAGUAUCCUUCGAAAGGGAAGGGUAUGGCGACUACGGUGGCGGAUACGGCAAGGGCGGCAGUGGGUCACCAUCAGCCGGCUAUGAUUCGAUGGGCAUGUCUGAGAAGUACUACCGUGUAGUCGUAACCAACCUCCCUCGAGGAGCAUCUUGGCAAGAUCUUAAAGAUAAGAUGCGUGAUGCUGGCGAAUGCCGAUUCACUGAAGUCACUCGUGACGGUGUCGGUGUAGCUGGCUUUGCUGGUCAAUCUGAUGUCGAGCGCGCUGUUCGCACCCUCGAUGAUACCGAGAUGAAGAGUCAUUUUGGUGAUACGUCCAUUAUUCGAGUAGAAGAAUUCACUGAUGAGAAGCAUGGCGAGACGCUUGGUCAUAUAGGCAAGGGUAAAGGGAAGGGCAAGGGAAAAGGGUAA